AUGUGGCCCUUCCUGAGCUGGGCUCUCUUCCCGCCUCCCAUAGAGGCCUGGCUCCAGACAGUCUCCUCGGACCCUGAGGCCCAGGGCUGGGGGGCCUGGGGGGACACGGAGAAGAGCCAUCUGGGGCCAGGGGAUGGGGGUGGGAGGAAGGAAGGAGAAGCAGAGGAAGACCAGGGUGAAGGCACACCAGGCUUCCUGCUGUCCCUGCUGAAGUGGGAGCACCUGGCUGAGUUCCCGGUGCCUGACCAGGAGCUGGAGGCCAUCAGGUUGAAGCUGUGCACCAUGCAGCAGGCCACGUGGCCGCCCCCGCCACCAGGAGGGCAGGCCGGGGCCUGAGAAGAGGGUGCCACGGGGGCUGAACAGCUGCUGAGCCCCGAGACGCCAGGCCACCCCCUCCCUGGGACCCCCAAGGAGAAGGUGGAGGCCGACCACAGAUCCAUCUACGUGGGCAACGUGGACUACGGGGGCACGGCGGAGGAACUGGAGGCUCACUUCAACCACUGCGGGGAGAUCCACCGAGUCACUAUCCUGUGUUACAAGUUCUCCAGACACCCUAAGGGCUACGCCUACAUAGAAUUUGCCACCGAGCACUCUGCCCGGGCGGCCGUGGAGCCGGACAACAGCGUUUUCCCAGGCCGGGUAAUCAAAGUGCUGCCCAAAAGGACCAACUUCCCGAGGAUCAGCUCCAUGGACCGUGGGGGCCUGCGGGGGCACCCAGGCUCCAGGGGGGUCCCCUUCCCUCACAGCAGCCUCCAGGGCAGAACCAGGGCCGAGGAAGGUUCUCACCGUGGUUCUUACUGUACUAAAGGGAGGCCGGAGGCGACCAGGAGUGUGUAG
Messenger RNA from Propithecus coquereli (Coquerel's sifaka), 837 nucleotides. RefSeq names its product embryonic polyadenylate-binding protein 2-like. Lineage: Eukaryota; Metazoa; Chordata; Mammalia; Primates; Indriidae. The transcript has a single exon. The record is from RefSeq and is a predicted model, not a curated record. Gene Ontology annotation, molecular function: RNA binding.